Molecule: messenger RNA, 5142 nt
Organism: Emericellopsis cladophorae
Lineage: Eukaryota; Fungi; Ascomycota; Sordariomycetes; Hypocreales; Bionectriaceae
Exons: 4
Coding region: 1-5142 (1713 amino acids)
Biological process (GO): intracellular signal transduction; positive regulation of autophagy; negative regulation of TORC1 signaling
Cellular component (GO): GATOR1 complex
Molecular function (GO): GTPase activator activity
Source: RefSeq, a predicted model, not a curated record
AUGUCUCGCAAUGCCUCCGCCGGCCCACGAAGAGGACUCCAAUGGUCGCGCCUGCGCCAUGGCGAGUCCAGUGCCUCGAGUCCCGAUCGAUCCUCGGUAGACUCUCCCUCUUCGAUACGCAGCGUUUCGACGCACUCAACUAUCAAAGAAGCGCGUCCGCCGCCAAGGGAGCGAUACUGUACGAUAAACGUCAAUGAUGCCUAUUCCAAGGAUGAGGUCGUCCUCAACUUCGACCGGCUGAGCACCUUUGUCCGGCCCGGAUCACUUAUGGCGAUCACGGCAAUCAGAGACGAGUCAUCAAAAGCAAAGACGCUAUACGGGAGUCUGGGCAAAGCGCCAAGCAGUCGCGGCAACAGCAAGUUCUCUUUGCUAGAUCAGGACUACAUCAGCAGUCGUUACGUCUUCAUCGCGAAGGAUAUGUCCAAGGAUAUGAAGAGCAAGCAGCCAGAGGUGGAUAUAUGUGUGGCAAGGCACAUUGCCGACGCAUUCGGGAUGAAAAAGGGCGUCCAGGUCAUCCUUUCGCCAAUCGACGACGAUAACCCGGCAAUAGAAGCAACCCACGUCGAACUUCUCUUCAGAGACCAGUAUCUCUCACGAGCAGACUUGUGGAGGCUAACAGUCGGCGAGCUCACACAACGUACGAUCUACAAGGGGCAGUCCGUUCUAUUCAUGGGCACUAUCAAGGCUCAGGUCACGGCGGUAUUUGUCAGAGGUCGACGCGUGCACUCCGGUUUCUUUACGAGAGAUACACGGCCCAUUUUCCGGAGCGAAUCAGCGAGAUAUGUCCUCUUCAUCCAAAUGUCCAGGGAGAUGUGGGACUUCGAUUCAGAAAACUCUGGCGAGAUCAUGUUCAACAAGGUUGUGAAUGGAUUCCUGCCGGCACUGUUCAAAAGAUGGGCAUCGCUCAAGGUGAAGCACCUCGUCAGCAUCGUCAUGUUCGCGCGUGUGGAGUACGACACUGGCCUUACUACGGACUUCGCAGGGGAAGGAUUGAAUGACGACUACUACACUGGCAUUCAACCUUCAGGGAGUAAACGACCUUACAAGGACUUUUAUCGCGUAGUUGUGAGUGACAUGGCCAGUGGAGAGUGGACGACGAUUCUGCAUCAACUCAAGAAGGAAUUCAACUCAUUUCGGAGAGACUUCAGUCUACACCAUCAAAGGUCGCAAUCCAACACGAACCACAAUGAUGACGACGGAGAGAUACCGGACGACCUCCCCUCGAAUUUCGUCAAGGCAGAACCAACCCUCUCCAUGUAUGGCAAUGUUCUAGAGGCCAUCCAUCUCGCCUCCUCUCAAUUUGCCCAUGACUACAUCGACAGGGACUUAACAAGGACGGGCAUCUCCAUCAUUGUGAUCAGCCCCGGACCAGGUGUCUACGAAGUCGAUUAUGAAACCCUCAGAAGGACAACCGAGGCACUAGUAGGCAAUGGUAUUGGCAUUGACCUGAUAUGUUUGCCGAGGAUGCCACUUCACUCAGUACCGUUGUUCAAAUAUCGCAAUCCACAUCUGGACGACAAGACUGCCGAUCGCCAUAACUCUCUAUCUCGAUCGUACCACAGUCGUGAUAGCACGCCGGCGUUCCAGACCCCUACAGUUGGGAGUUACCAGUCUGGGUCAUUUUCACCAUCAAAGUCAUCGAGCCCAGCGCGCCAGCACUAUGCGCCAUCGGCAAUGAAGAAGGAUGAGUGGUGUUAUGCGUUACCCCAGUGGCUGCACGUGUCCUUCUGGACAGGAGCUUCCGAUGAGGCGCUCUCGUACGAAGGGAUCGCGCUCUCGGUCUCCAACAAAGUUGAAAAGGACAAGGAAGACGAGUACACAAUGAGAUGUCGCAUGUACGAUUUGCAAAUGAGAAGCGUUCUCGAGACUAAUGAGAUCGAGACGCAAUCUCUUCAGUCAGACCCUGCGUUUCCGUCGGCAGCGUUGGAGCCAACCUCGCCUAAGAUGCGGCGAAACAGCAGCAUUGACGACGUUAUAUACGUGCCGAAUAAGCGCAUACCGGACGGAUUGUUCGACCAUGUCUACGGAUUCCAAAAAUUUCACCCAGAGAAGCACGAUCGGCCAGGUGAAAGAUCUUUGUGGAAGCAGCUGAAGGAGUACGAUGACACUAGGGCCAAGCUUCCGCGUCAAACGGCUACUAGCUCGGCGACGGGCACAAGCUCUGCGAAGCUGCCCAAAUUCAUGAGACAGUUCAGCCUCAGUCAGCGUGGUUUUGGGUUGGCUGCCCCAAAGGCUAUUGAGACAAAGGUGUCGACCGAGACGGUGGCACCGGGACAGUUGACAACAGAGACCAAGCCUAACAGCCUUGCUCUGGAAAACCUGCGGCCGUCGUCACCGAAGACAAUCGCGACGGAGGAUGCACACAAGGUGUAUACCCACAAGCUACGAGCUGGUGCUGUCCCCGAACAAACAUUUGAGUUGUCUCCAACGACAGCUGUCACGCCGUGGUUGACGCUGUUGAACCCGUCAAACCCGGACAGACACCGGAUCGAUGACGCAGUACUCUACAGUCGAUGGCAGCAUGUAUUCCCAGAAACAUCUGAGAUGAAGGUCCAGAAGUGGAAAGCGUUGUGCUGUCCAGCGGCUGUACCGUUGACGACAGAGUAUUUCCCUUCCAAGGCGCAAUUUGACUCAGAAUACCAGCGUCACCCAUAUAAUGUCGAUCAGAAUCCGGACGACGAGAUGGCAGAGGAACCGAAAACGCGACAAGAUUUUAUGAAAGAGCUGAUCGGAUUGCGUUUCUCGCAAGGCUUUCAGGUAGUCAUCGGCCCAGCUGUGGCGCGUGCUUUGGGACAGAAGGUCAUCAAACUUGCCGACAUUUUCUCACGGGACCAACCGUUGGAGGAUGGGACGAGCGUCUACAUGUCUGUUGGCAACACAAUCCACGAACUCUCCUGCGUGAAUGGGACGGAAGUGGAGAUCAACAUCUACGUGCGAAAACCGCCAAAAGCUUCCGCCGCUUCGCAGGGCUUCUCCCAGAUUUACAAGCCUGCGAUCCGUACCCUGCUCGAUGACUCGUACCGGACGCAGCAGAUCGAUAUUCUCAGGCCAAACCCAGAACGCAACUGGAACACCAUCGAUUCAUAUCUUGCAGGUCACCAUGAUGAAAUGAUGGAGAGCUUGAGGUUUUGGAGGGCACGCUUCGUCCUCAUUCCACUCCUGAAUAAGCAGGUCUCCAAUACAAACCCCAAGUUUGGCGACAACCCUGAGGAAGUGCGCAUCGAAGGAAUCAAUCGCCUCGCACAGUUGUGGCAGAAGCAUCGCUACAUCCCACCGUCAGAACGUCGUUUUCUGUCUAUUGGUAGCGGCAACAAGCGGCGCACGGAGUCGAGUCCGCUCAGCAUCGUGUACAAGACAGACGACCCGUCCGUAGUCGUGAAUGCUGAACUUGAGACCCUGCGAUUCACAGAGGGCUUGGAGGCGGGCUCCCGGAGAAAACAGCUUAUCUCAAGCAAGGAAAAGUUUCAGAAAUCCAAGCUCAACCUUGCUGCACUGGCCGAGGCGAUGCAGCAACCCGUCGAAAACGGGGGCGUCCCGCUGAAGAAUCGAAGGUGGCAUCUGCGCUUGCACCAUAGUUCCUUUAUCGGAUCUGACAUGACCACGUGGCUCUUGGACAACUUUGAGGACCUCGACAGCCGCGAAGAUGCAGAGGCAUUGGGAAAUGCGCUCAUGGUACCUGACGAAAGCAAGGCCAAGGACAAGGAAGGUGGCGAUCACAAGGCUGACAACAAGAUCAAGGGCCUCUUCGUGCACGUCGAGAAGCGGCAUCAGUUCCGUGACGGGAACUACUUCUACCAAUUCGCCAGCGAGGUAUCCAAGCCACAACCUGGCUGGUUCAACAAACGCCGCGACAAUUCUCUCCCGGCCACACCAAUGGUGGACGGUCAAGGUCGCGAUUCUCCUCGCUCAGGCACCAAGCCAACGCUAAGCGAGGGCUCCCCUACGUCCUCGUCUACGACGCCCACUAUGCUCGGCGGGCAAUACCGCACCAAGCGAGCGCGUGUUGACCUAAGCAAGAUGAUAAGGUAUGAUGUGGAUCAUCGAAAGAGGUCGUACCGGCCUGAGCAGAUCAACCUACACUAUGACCGUGUCCAUAACCCCGACAACUGCUACCACAUCCGAAUUGACUGGAUGAACGCUACAUCGAAGCUGGUCGAGGAUGCAGUCGAAUCAUGGGCCAGAGAAGCAAGCCAGUAUGGACUUCGACUAGUCGAAGUGCCUAUCAGAGAAGCGUCUACAAUUACAGACACCAACCCCUUUCGAAAGCCAUACCUGAUCAAGCUUGCAACGCCACCCCCUGAUGUCCACACGGAAAGAUCCAGUGUUUCCUCGGAGUCGCCAGUUCAGCCGCCGUCGUUUGUCAAAAAUCACUAUCAAACAGCGCUGCUCAAGAAAUUCGACUUCGUACUGGACUUUGAAGCGGCGUCGGCAUUUCCCUCCAAUGUCGACGUGCGCUACUCCUGGGGCAAGCCGGACUACAGGUAUCCCCAGUACAUCCAUCGCUCCGGCGGCCUCCUUGCGCAGAUUAAUGACGAUGGCGACAUCCUCCUGCUAGCCAACCGUCUGUACAACAACCGCGCCUUCAAUCUUCGCGAGCAAAUGCGCAACAACAACACGGAUCGAUCGGAGCACCAACAGGCACAUAUUGGCACCAGUGGGCGUGCCAUAUCCACGGGCGGACCCAGCAGUGCCUAUAACAUCCCCGAACCGACACCAAUACCCUCACCCAUGGUCAAGCCGGCAUUUUACCACCAGUCGCCCGCGCUCAAGCCCGUACCCGGUAACAGUAUGCCCGCCCCCAUCAUCUCGGAGCCGGAGACGAUCAAGGAGGAAUUUGAGGCCUUCUGCUAUAAUGCCCCGGCGCUGGAGGAGUUAUGGAGAGAGGUUACUGAAAGGGGACACGUCGUACCGAGCACGCCAUCUACAAUUGGACCGCUGUCCAACCUGGAGGCUGUGCCGGAAGCGAGCAUCCCCACGCUAGGAUUGCCGCCUGGCGUGCUGGGCGGUGACGGAGGUAACUAUCCUGGUGGAGGUGGUGCGAGUAUGAGAAUGGGCAGUCCAAUGUCACUCCUUAGAAGGGGCAGUGUUCAGCUCGAAGGACUAGGCUUGAGCACUAGCUCCAAGUCGAAGAAGGGUGAGUAG